Messenger RNA from Gordionus sp. m RMFG-2023, 812 nucleotides. RefSeq lists its product as uncharacterized. Bases 86 to 574 code for a protein of 162 amino acids. NCBI's taxonomy places the organism in Eukaryota, Metazoa, Nematomorpha, Gordioida, Chordodea, Parachordodidae. The transcript has 3 exons. The record is from RefSeq and is a predicted model, not a curated record.
AAACAAAAAUAAGGAGACAUAUACAAAGGUAUUCAGAGUCCUUGUGGAAUUUUGUGCAGAAAAUAACAUAUGGUUUAAUCCUUCUAUGGCCCAGACGGAUUAUGAAAUCGCCACGAUUUCAGCUCUUAAGGAUGUAUUUCCAACCAUGUCCAUAAAAGGAUGUUAUUUUCACUACUCACAAGCUUUAUGGCGCAAAUGCCAAACAUUGGGGUUGUCGGGGUCAUACAUGGGACAUUCGGAUGUACAUAAAGUAGUCCGAAGAAUGAGCACCCUCCCAUUCUGUAGGGAGGAACAUGUAGCAUUGGUACGUGAUACUUGCUAUCAAAUGGCUGCCAAUGAUACCCUGCUCUCAAGCUUUAUGAUGUAUAUGGAUACAAUUUGGCUUGGGGAUAGACCACUAUUUCCUUAUACAUUAUGGUCAAGGUAUAGAGUAGCAGGACCUCGCACUAAUAAUCACUUAGAAGGGUUCCACCAUGCCCUUAACCAAAAAAUCUCUUACACUCACCCUAAUAUUUAUACAUUAUUAAAAAUUUUAAUAAAUUACCAAAAUAUAAAUGAUCUAAAGCUUAUUUAGAUAAGUAAUGGGUCAACUGUGAAUCGUAUUAAUUACGCAUAUGAAAUAAAGGAUUGGAAGAUUGCUAACUUAACCGAUAUUUAUGAAGGAACCGAAGAUGUUUUAACAUUUUUGGAUGAAAUUUCUAAAAUUGUUAAAUUAAAAUGUUAGAUUUAUAUUUUAUUUAUAAACAUUAUUCUCGGCAUAUAUAUCGCAAUUUGUUCAAUUAAAUAUUCUUAAUACGUAUACCUUUAUAAAU